Cinara cedri is the source of this 4700-nucleotide messenger RNA. The record is from the annotation of a GenBank genome assembly. Lineage: Eukaryota; Metazoa; Arthropoda; Insecta; Hemiptera; Aphididae.
AUGACACGGCUCCCCUACGCAGCAUCGUCCCCUAAAUCGUACAUGAAGCUGCUUCAUCAACCUGUCCAAAUCCGGUAUGUUAGUCCGUUCAAGUCCAGCGGAAAUAAUGUAAGAAGUUAGGUACCGGAUAACUCAGUAGUAAGGCAAUCGUCCGGUAAGCGAGAUACUUGGGUUCGAUUUUCUGGUUCGGCUACUUAAUUUUUAGCACCAUUUUCGGACGAGAACAAUCGUGCAAGGGAAGGAGUUGCUAUUUAAAAUCAGUGGAUACUCAUUUCAGGUUUAAAGAGUAAGAAUAAAAAGAUGUCCUAGGAUAAUGGGGACGGAUGCAGCCAGUGGUAUAGAUAAUUUUAUGUAUACACUAAAUACUGAUUCUGUACAAUGAAUACUUAUAAUAAAAAAAAAAAAACCGCAUUAAACAAAUAUUUUUCUAUAUAGAUAAUGAACAUAAUAUUAACAUGUUAUUGUUUAUGUAUUACGAGAUUUAAGCCAUUAUUUACGUAUGGUUUCACUAAUCGUGACAAUAAUAUUAAAAUAACUUCUUGCAUAACCGUAAUUUCGUAUUAUCUGGUCUAUAAUAUACGAUGAGAACCUACAUAACUACAUAUUAUUACGAUAAAUAAAUAAAUAAAUAAUAUUAUCCUUUACUACCGUCUUAUAGCUAAUUCUCCUGUACGCUUUUAUCACAGUGUAUAAUUUUCCACUUUAACUGCAACAUAUUUUGUAGUGUUUUUUUUUUUUUUUGUGAUAUAUUUAGGUGUUGGGUAGGUGUAUAACUUUUUUUCUAACCGUUCUGAAAAUUUCGAUAGUAAAAGAAUCACUGAAAUAAAUUAUUUCGAAUAUAAUAGUUACUUAGGUAUAUUAUAAUUUAUGUGUAUAAUUAAUUAUAGGAGUGGUAUGGUGCGGUGAAAUGUCAAGGAAAAUAAUUUAUAUUUUAUUUAAAAUAAUUAUUUCCUUCUAAAUAAAUUUUAAAAGCUUAUAAUCAGACUUAUAAUUAAUAACAAACUAUAUUAUAGGUUUAAUAUUCAGUAUAUUUUGAUAGCUACCUAUAUUUUAUUUAAUAUUCUUUUGUAUUUUAAAAUGUUUGGAACAUUUUCAGAAAAUUACUCUGCUUUAGAAAAAAAAAAAAAACAUAUAUAUAAUAUAUGAACCGCAUAUAUAUAUAUAUAUAUAUAUAUAUAUAUAUAUAUAUCUAAACUAUUAAUAAAAUAAAUUAUAUUUUAAGUAUAAAUUGUAAUUUAAAAUAUAAAAUUAUGAAAAAAAUCUUUAAAGAUAUUAUUUAAUACUACAGCUUUUGAGGUAUUUUUAGUGACCCAAAAGUGUUUUUGGAAACUAAAAAUAACAAUAAUAAAAUAAACAAACUAGGUACUCGUUGUCGUCAACAUGAUGUUUAGUGUUUCAUAUUAUAUAAUAUCAUAUUUGUCAGAGGCGUGGUGAACAUUUAUGAACAAUGAUGUAUAAUAUUUAUUUUAGUAUUCAGUAUUCACCCCACUCCUUCAUAAAAUAAUUACGUUCUUUGUAGUUUGUUUAAUUGUUAUCCAUUUGGACUUAAGUUAAUCAAUGGAAAACAAAUAAGUACUUUUUUUUUUGUAAACUCAUGGUCUCGAUGUUAGCAAAUGUCCUGGUCUAAUUCUUUACCCUUAUUAUAUACAUAUGUGGUUUAAAAAAAAAUUAGCCACUAAUUUGUAAUGCCAGUUUUAAUGUCAAAUUUAAUAUUUAAGAUUUAGAUAUUUAAACAAUUCAAUGAUUAAUAUGAAGAUCUACGGACUAUCUAGAAGACAAUCCUUCAUACAUUUAUUUACAUUAAACUUGCUAGUUUAUAAAACGUUUGUUAACGUUCUCCUUACAAAUAUACAUCGACCUACGCACGAUACACACAAUUGCAACCAUGUAGCCUAGGCGUAUUGAAAACCCUUGUGUACUCGUAUGUUUAACUGGAUAUAUUUCAAUCCAUAGAUAUCUAUAGUUUAAAUAUAUUAAACAAAUCAAAACAAUCUAAAAGAGUGCACUUAUUUUACAGUCGGGUAAAUUAAUAAAAACCUUGUAUCGUGGCGAAAAUAUAAUAUUACUGUAAAAAACAAUAACAAGUAGUCACAGUGUUAAAAUAAAAAAAUUAUUGUCUAAUUCAUCGCUAAUACUCAAUCCCUCUUGAAUUCCAUUAUUGUCAAUGAAUGCACAAUUAUAAUGUAUAUUAUAUUUUUAUAGAAAAGUUGAACAUUUUUUAUUUAUUAAAAUAAAUAGAAAUAUGCGUUUGAAAUAAUAUACUCUUUCGUUUAAUUUUGAGUGAUGUAUUUUGGUUUAUUCUGUUACUAUUCCGGGUUUGAUAAUUUAGGAUAUUUAAUUAAAACCCUUAAAACUACGGUCGGUUUUUAAAAAUGAAAUAUCAAGAAGUCAUGGAUAUUUUCGUAGUACACUUAGUAGUACGUAUAUACACUAAAUUUUUAAAUGUGUAGUUCCGUGAUUGGCACAAUGAAACGUUAUAGGUAUACGAAAAUCAAUAGAGUUUUCGUUAUACUCAAUUAAAAUCCGAAAACGUUUUGUUUUUUCACUCACCAAAAAAAAUAAAAGUAUAUAUAUAAAUAAGUUAAUCAUUAAUGUUUUUUUAUUGGCUAAAUCAUCCGGAGUAGGUAUCUAUAUAGUUUAUUUGAUGAGUUAUUUUCCACAUAGUAUAUUCUACAAUAACUGGUUAAAAAGUAUCUUUGUUAUUAAGGUCUUGGGAUAAAGGCACUUUUAAAAACGCUGAGUGUAGCUAAAAUGGUUUCCUUACAGAACUAAUCAGAGAUAUACGUUUGUCGAAUUGCUUUGGGGCUUAUACAAUUGAAACGUUUAAUGAAAAAUCGUAAAAAAACCAAAUGAAAAACUUUUCUUUAAAAUUGGUUACACUCGAUUUUUUUUGUCACCAAAGUAGAUAACAUUAGGUAUAACCUAUGUUAUUAUAAUUUAAACAUUAUUGAUUAGUAAAUUCUAUUUUAAAACCAACAUGUCAGCUAAUGAAGCUAUUUAUUUAAAACUAAAAUAAUUGAAUAAUAAUGUAUUUUCUAAAAUUUAAGACGUAAAAGUUAUCAGAUUAAGGAAUUAAGGUAAUACAAGAUAUUGAGUCACUUUAGUAGAUUAUACUAUUAUAUUUGUGUAAUUUAAAUGUGUACAAUAAAUAUUGUAUUAGAAUGAUACAAAUUUGUAUUGUAAAAUAUAUAAAUGAAAUUAUGUCCUUUUAACAUGAUAAAUAUUAUUUUUAACAUCAACUGUUAAGACUAACAAAAACUCAAUUUUCAUUUACAAAUAGUUAAAUAUCCGUAAGAAAUUUUACGGAGAAACCAGAUUGGCUAAGUUUAAAAUGAUCCACCGACUUGGUUAUAAUACAAUUUUUUUUCUAAUAUCCAGACCACAAGAUUGAAAAAAAAAUGCCUAGAGUGGACGUUGGUAGUCCUGACGAUUGCGUUUACCUUGACAAACGUAGCCGAUGGUAAUGAGACCACUACGUCAUUGGCGCUGGUUAACGAAACUGAAUAUGACGAGACAGCUAACAUGACCGACGAAGAGUACACAGAAAUGCUUGAAAAUUAUAUCACACCCCAAAAAUCCGAAUGGGUGUUCAUAUUCCUGCACUCCGUGGUUUUCGUGGUUGGGCUAAUUGGCAACGCUUUAGUUUGUGUGGCCGUCUACAGGUGAGCAAAAGUAUACUUAUACCACCAAGAAACGAUAAUAGCGUCCAAAAUAAGAUUUCUUAUUUUUCCUUGGUUUAAUUAGGUAUAUAGACUUUUUUAGACCCGAUGCAACAAUUCAUCACUGUUUCAUCCACUCCCCCAAUUUUUUACAGAUUUUUACGUUCUUUAUUAUUCCUAGUAAGAAAAAUUACUAUUUUAUGACGUGAUAUCGUUUAUCUCGUGGCUGUUCAUGAUUAGCUAUAUAAUGUAUCGAACGUCAUUCUAUCUACAGCUAUCUACAACCUUACAUCAUAAUACUGUGUCAACACGCUGUCAACUGUCGAUUUAUGAACUUUAAUAAUUUAAAACGUUUUAAUAUACCCACUAUAAAUUAAAAAUUUCUGACAAAAAUUAUUUCCAAAGGAAAAUAUGCGUUCAAAAUAAUUUCAUUUCAUUCCAGAUAAAAACCGUUAAAUAAUUAUUUGUGCGGUGAUAAAAAAAUUGUAAUCUUGCUUUAGGUGUUUUUUCGUGUUCAAAUUUAGUAAUUUGCAUUGAAAACGUUUGAUUGCAAAUAAAAUAAUACCCUUAUUUUAUUUAUAUUUUGGAUCAAUGUGGCUUAUUAACUUUUGGCUCAGAAAUUUCGCUUCAUUAUUAUUAAAAUAACGUUCAAGAGUUUUUACAAAAUAUUAUGUUUAAAAAUACGAUUUCAGUUUAUACACGAGUCAUAAUACUUACGGCACUCAAUGUAUUAAUAAUUAUCCUUAAUUUGUAUUAAUACUUCAUUAAAAAAUUAUAUUUUAUUUUUUUGUCAAUAAAUCACCGAAAUGAUUGAAAAAAAAUAUAAUUUAUUAUUUCUCUCGCUGAUGUUUCAGGAAUCGAACGAUGAGAACGGUUACUAACUAUUUCAUCGUCAACUUGGCAGUGGCUGAUUUCUUAGUGAUACUAAUCUGCUUGCCGCCAACUGUGGUAUGGGAUGUCACCGAAACAUGGUUUAUGGGCACUUUAGCGUGCAAAAUUGUUUUGUACUUCCAGGUCAGUGUUUUCAUUAUUCCCACGUAG